AUGUCUGACAAACAGAGCAGCCAGGCAUCCCAGAGGAAACCAUCCACCAACAAGAACAUCAAGAAGCUCCGCACAAUUAGCAUGGUGUGCGGCCUGACGAGCAGCUGGCAGCAGUGGGUGACGGCGAACGAGACAAAGCAGGCCAGCGAACCCGCUGGCUGGGCUCCAUCUUCACUGGGAAGACUAACAGAGGAACCCAAGAAGACAUGGGUCCCCAAGAAACCUCCUACCUCUAAAACCCAGCCUACAGAAAUUCCUCAAAAUAAUGCAACUACUUCUGGAGAAGCUCAAAAGACAUCAACUCCUCACAGGAAGGUGCAGGAGGUUAUGACCUCGGCUGAGCCACCAGUGGAGUCUCGUAUCAAGACGAAGCAGGUGGUGAAGACGGUGACCAGCGGGGUUCAGGAGAAAAGUGCAGGCAUCGAGCUCCUGACCGAGAAGAUCAAGGGUGAGGCUCUGCCAUCAGGAGAGGAGAUUGACAGGCUGCUGAAGAAGAAAAGUUCACCCACGCGCCGCAGGAAGUGCUCCAACAUGGUUUCAUCACUGACCAAAAGCUGGAAGCAGGUGGAGAAUGAGCAGAAGCUCGGGGAAGAAGGAGGAGGACCAGGAGAGGCAGACACCAGUAGUAUAGAUAAGGAGGAGAGUGGACAUCCUGAGACAGAGAAGGAGAGACUGGACAUACUGGACACUGAAACACAAACUGAAAACUUUUUAGAAGAAACAGAGCAAAAAGACUGUGAAGGAGACUCUGAAUCAGCAGUGAAGAUUAAAAGACCUGCAGUCCCAACGUACAAAAAGGAAGCUGAAGAUGCCAACAAGAUCAAUGCUCUCUCCAAGAAAUACAGUGCCGUGGGAAAUCUCAAAAGUCGCUGGCAGAACUGGGCCUCAGAGCACACCGUCAACCAGAGACUAAACCCCUUCAGUGAAUACUUUGACUAUGAUUACUCCAUGUCUCUCCGCCUCCAGAAGGGUCAGGAAGGUUACGGACGCCCCAAGGAGGGUACUAAAACAGCGGAGAGAGCCAAACGUGCCGAGCAACACAUCCACCGUGAGAUCGCCGACAUGUGUUACGUGAUCAGGACUAUGGCUGAUCCGGACCCAGACGGAAAGACCCGCAUCACAUUCGGACAGCUGUUUGACAGAUACGUCCGGAUCUCUGAUAAGGUGGUGGGGAUUCUGAUGAGAGCCAGGAAACAUGGGAAGGUUGCGUUCGAAGGGGAGAUGCUGUGGCAGGGCCAGGAUGAUGGAGUGAUCAUUACUCUGCUGGUGUGAUAUUAACGCCUGGGUCAAUGUUGUACUGGAAAUCCUCUUAACGCUUAAUUGGCUGGCACUGUGGAACUUGUGAAAUAACCUCAGGCAUUAUCAGACAGCUAAGAGGAGGAUUAAAAAUACAAUUUGGCCUGGGUCUGUUCAGCGGACACUUGCAGAACAAUAACAUGGGGAUACAGAGACUACAAAGUUUAGUGGAUAAGUUGAUGUGGAUUAUGCAAAGAAUUUUUUACUGCUAUUUUUGUAGAUACUUGAAAACUCUUCCUGUCAGUGUUGUGGAUGUGUGAGUUGUAGCUGUCAUGCACAUAUUUUGGGAAAUCUCCAAAGACUUUGAAGUUCUAAUUCACAAGCUCUGGAAGCUCCAGAGAGAUAACAUCCUAGCUUUUGGCUUCUUAUGCUUCCAUUCAUACAUGCCUCUUUUGCACUUUCUUUAUGGCUUAUGUUAAUGAGAUAUUUAAGGAUGUGUUAAUAUAACACAUAACAAGCAGCUUUGCAGUAUACUGUAGCACAGUAAUUCAAACACACAUUGGGUUUCAUUGCCUGAAUUCCUGCAGCUCAGCAUUCAUUACACUGUACCAGGCACAAUGCAGGGGAACAGAGCAGACCACAGCACUUUUACAUCUCAUGGCCUGUUAUACUGAGGUUCUUAUAAUUAAUGUAAAGGAUGAUUGUGACUGUCUUUGGAUAAGGAAAAACUUGCCUUUUCACUUUCAGUUAUUGAAUUUUUGAGGAAUGUAUCGGGGUUUGUAAAUGGACAUACAGAACACCCCUAAUGUUGGGAGUUACUGUUAGUAUUAAACUGGAGACAAAUUGAAGAUGAUAUUUGUUUUCUAUUUUGAAACAAUUUCA
Messenger RNA from Seriola dumerili (greater amberjack), 2118 nucleotides. RefSeq names its product actin-binding Rho-activating protein-like (gene abrab). Gene Ontology annotation, biological process: positive regulation of Rho protein signal transduction; positive regulation of transcription by RNA polymerase II. NCBI's taxonomy places the organism in Eukaryota, Metazoa, Chordata, Actinopteri, Carangiformes, Carangidae. The transcript has 2 exons. Gene Ontology annotation, molecular function: actin binding. The record is from RefSeq and is a predicted model, not a curated record. Gene Ontology annotation, cellular component: sarcomere. Bases 1 to 1272 code for a protein of 423 amino acids.